Messenger RNA from Carassius auratus (goldfish), 2603 nucleotides. RefSeq names its product E3 ubiquitin-protein ligase TRIM39-like. Bases 84 to 1493 code for a protein of 469 amino acids. Gene Ontology annotation, molecular function: protein binding; zinc ion binding. The record is from RefSeq and is a predicted model, not a curated record. NCBI's taxonomy places the organism in Eukaryota, Metazoa, Chordata, Actinopteri, Cypriniformes, Cyprinidae. The transcript is spliced from 5 exons.
CAAGGCUCAUAAAGCACAAACUGGUUGACCCCGUGGAGAACCUGGAAGACUAUAUCUGUAAGAAACAUAAGAAACCACUGGAGAUGUUUUGCAGAGACCAUCAGACCUGUCUGUGUCUGGUUUGCACUGAAACAGAACAUAAGACUCAUAACGCUGUUCCCAUAAAGGAAGAGAGUGGACACAAGAGGAGCACCACUGAGAAAAAUAAAGCAAAUAAAGUUGAGCUGUUCACUGAUCUGAUCCGCUCCAUUGAGAGAUGUCGGGAUGAGCUGCUGGAGGUGAUGGAGCAGAAGCAGAAAGCAGCAGAAACACAGGCUGAAGAGUUCAUUAGAGAGCUGGAGCAGGAAAUCAGUGAGCUCAAGAAAAGAGACACUGAGCUGGAGCAGCUCUCACACACUGAUGAUCACCUACAUCUCCUACAGGUCUACUCAUCUGUGUGCACCCCCCCAGAAGUCAAGACCUGGAUGAACAUCAACAUUAACACUGGUCUACUCAACACAGAAUUUCUGGAUAAAGCUCUUACUUGCCUCCAGGAAAAAGUCAACAAGGAUCUAAAAAAAAUCCAUGAGAUCACUCAACCUUCUUUUAUUCGCGGAUUCAACUUUGUUCCACCGACAUCACAACCUUCAGCCAAUGGGAUAUUUGAAUUUGGCAGCACUAACACAGACUGUGUUUCCUCCCAUCCUUCACUUGUACCUAAAAGUUCUUCGGCUAUGGAGAAAAAAGAUCAAACGGUUACUGUGAGAACACAGCAGGGCAUCCCGACAGAGAUUUUAGAUGCUAAAACAAGCAAUGUUCAGACAGAGGGCAAAAUCUACUUUACUCUGGGUAAAACAGACUGCAGCACUCACUCAACGAAGAGAGCAGGAAAGAUGAACAAACAAGUGAAGGUCUCACAAUUCAGUGCGCGUUCUCCAGUAGCAGAUCUGAGUACAAUACAGAAACUUUAUGCAGUGAUUGUGGUUUUGGAUCCUAAUACAGCUUACCCUAGACUCAAGCUGUCUAAAAACAGGAAACAAGUGAGUUAUGGAGAAUCCUGGGGAGAUGUUCCCAAUAACCCUGAGAGAUUUGACUCCUCCGCUUGCGUCCUGGGAAAUGAUGGGUAUUCCUGUGGAAGGUUUUACUUUGAGGUCCAAGUUAGUGAUAAGACUGAAUGGGAUUUGGGUAUGGCUCGAGGAUCCAUCCACAGAAAAGGGAAAAUAACAGUGUGCCCAGAGAAAGGAUUUUGGUGUAUUUGGCUAAGAAAUGGAUGUGAAUAUGUGGCUAAUGAAUCUAGACCGGUUUCCAUAUCCCUAAAAGACAAGCCCCAGAAGGUGGGGGUGUUUGUGGAUUAUGAGGAGGGUCUGGUUUCCUUCUACAAUGUGGGGACCAAAGCUCUUAUAUACUCCUUUACUGGCCACUCAUUCACAGAGAAAAUCUAUCCAUUUUUCAGCCCUUGCAACAAAAGAGGACAUAUUAACUCAAAGCCUCUGAUUAUCCAUACUGUUGGUUAGUCUAAUUAAAAUACAAUCUACAUUCCUUUAAAGAAAUCAUUAAUACAACGACAGAUAUUGCUCAGUUGACACAUACCCCCUUAAGAUUGAAGUUAGGACCUACAGUAGCACAAAAAAACAACAACAUAAUGAACCCAAAGGUGUUGUUGCAUUAACUAGUUGAGUGUUUUUUUGUUGUCAUGUGUUUGUUUACUAUUUACGAACAUGAAAUAUAAAUUUCAUACCUUGCUAGGUAAAUGUAAAGUUCAAGAACAAGUGCUUUGUUGCAUUUGGAACAAUCAGAAACAAAGCUGUUCAUUAGAUUUAACAAAUAAAUUAUUCAUUGACAGAUCUAAUGUCGUGUCGUAGUGAUGACGCACAUUGUCGCGCGACUCUUUUACUGGCUGUUUUGGAGGAAGAUCAAUGUUUGCGACAAAAAAAAUAUGUGCAAACUGUAAUGAAGCAGAGAUCAGUUUGUUCCUCACUUUCUGUGCUGACGCUGAGAUCGUUUACCAGCUUGAGUGAAAGAAUAACGUGCCUAGCAUUUUCGACUCCUACAUUACAUGUCACGCCCUGAUGUCACAUGUCGUUUCGGGACCUUUACGGGUUGUGUGUGAAAGCACGCACAUAUCCCGGGUAAUCACUGGCAAUGUGAAGGUGCAAAAUCUAGUGACCCGGGAACAAUUGCCGGAACAAUUUACCCAUAUAUUUGCCGGAAUCUCAGUGUGAAAGGGGUUUAAAACAGACACAUAUUGCUAUAGGAAAUUAAUUUUUUCAUUAAUUCAUAAACAAUUUUUUCUCAGACUUUCCUAUCAUGCAUAUCCUCAGGUCUUUGUGUACCUCCUUGUAUAUGGUCUUGUGUAUUACUAUUUUAUGCAUGCAUAUAGAUCAUGUAAACUCAUCUAUACCAUGUAUGGUCUCCAUGUUUUCUUUUUCCGAUGAUCUAAUUGAGAGUGUAUAUUAUAUGUUUAUACCUGUGCUGUAACACAUUAGUGUUCUAAGAAUAUUUAGUAGUCUUUGCAUUAACAUCCAAUCCAGUUACAUAUGCAAAUUAGCAUGUUACAUCAUAAUCUAAUUGCAUAGACAUAAAAUAUUAAUAAUUAUCUUGCUGAUUGUACAUUGCACAUUGUA